CAAAUCCCUUUUCAUCCUCCUUCUUUUCUGCUGUCCAGACUUUUUUCUUCUAGCUCACCAUUUCACUAAGGAUGUUACCUUUCAAGCUUUUUGAUUUCAAAUGGGAGGCUCAGUUUCAAUGUGGGACCUUGUGGGAGCUUAAGACCAUGUCUUCUGCUCCCACAAGCCUGUUGAAAUUCAGACCUUUUUGUAACUGAGCCAGACAAAUGUGUCCAGGAAAGGAGUGGUGUAAGUGCCAUCUGAAUAAACUAGUUUUCAGUUCCUUAUUUUUGAUCUAUGAGUAUUCCACAUACUUCUUGAAAGCUCAGCUAUGCAUUUUGAGAUUUUUUUUAUUUUUUAAAUUUUUAUAGAUUCAGAGGGUACAGUACAGGUUUGUUACAUGGGUACAUUGCAUAAUGGUGAGGUUUGCACUUCUAGUGUACCCAUCACUCAAGAGUGAACAUUGUUCCCAACAGAUAAUUUUUCAACCCCCACCUCUCUCUCAUCCUACCCACUUUUGGAGUCCUCUGUGUCUAUUAUUUCCUUCUGCAUGUCCCUAUGUACCUAUUAGUUAGCUCCCACUUUUAAGUGAGAACACGUGGUAUUUGAUUUUCUGUUUCUGAGUCAUUUCACUUAGGAUAAUGGCCUCCAGCUCCAUCCAUGUUGCUGCAAAAGACUUGGAUUUAUUCUCUUUUUUUAUGGCUGCAAUAUAUUCCAUGGUGUUUAUACACCACAUUUGCUUUAUCCAGUCAUCUCUUGAUAAGACACUUAGAUCGCGUCCAUGACGUUGUUAUUGUGAACUUUACUGUGGUAACAUACAAGUGUGGGUGUCUUUUCAAUAUAAUGAUUUAUUUUCCUUUGGGUACUCAGUAGUGGGAUUCCUGCAUCAAAUAGUAAUUCUAUUUUUAGUUCUUUGAGAAAUCUCCAUACUGUUUUCCAUAGAGGUUGUACUAAUUUACAUUCCCAUCAACAGUGUAUAAGCAUUUGCUUUUAUAUUUUGAGAGUUUUUAUAAACAUGUUUCAACCAGUAUUUCUUGGUGUUUUGUUGCAGGAUUUUAAUACUUAUCUGACAUGAGGUAUUAAAUGUUCUAUUAUUUGAGUCUAUUUAUUGAGUCUAUGAAGUAAAAAUUGAGUUGGUGAAUAUUCAAGGUGUAAUGAUAUUCAUUAUAUGGGACCAUGACAUACUUCUAACACUGACUCUAUAUAUCUUUCACUAUACUUCAUUCAAGCCUCAAAUUUUCCUUUCUUUGGCCGGAGCUUUUUUGUUGUGUUUUGCUUUUUAAAUGGUGAUAAGAAAGAACAUAUUAUAUAAAAUGUACCUUCUUAACCAUUUUUAAGUGUACGGUUUAAUAGUGUUAAGUAUGUUCACAUUGUUGUGCAACGUUGAGUUUUAAACUUUAAGAUUUAGGUUAUUUGUGGCAAGGAAGGACAGGUCUAUCUUAUCUCCUUUCUCUUGCCUUCACUCAUCUUUGCUUCCUUCUUUUUUUUCCAUUGGCUGGAACGAUCUAUGAAGGGAGAAAUGCUGCAACCUAAAAUCAUCUAACUAAAACUCAAAAGACUUAAUUUCUUGUGUUGUCUUAGAGUUUCAUAUCUAUUUUUUUCUGGAGCCUUUUUGCUAGAUUAACUCACAAUUCUGGAGAUCUGUCAACCACAUACAGAUAUAUAUUUGACUUCUGCAGUGUGAAGAUAAAGAGAGACUAUUUUCUGGCAAAUUAUUGGUGGGUUUAAUCAUCCUUCCAUGAGCCUCUUUUGAAAUGCCUGUGUUAUCACCAUCUGUGUUAUUUUUUUCUCUUUUGUAGUUUUAAUUGGCUUAAUUUUUGCUAGAUCCUCCUUUGCCAAAAGUUUUGUAUGAUUCAGUUCAUUCAUGUGAUUUAUCCAACAUCACACAUAUUAACUACAGGAAUUCCUUAAUAUUUUACAAGAUAUCAGUUUAACUUUGAAGUGACUGGACUGAUAGUGUUAGAUGUUCACAAUAUCAGCACCUAGACAAGGAUGUCAAUGCAAAGACAAAAGCUACUGGGGGAAGGAAUAUUUGAGGAUGUCUAACUUUAUGAGGCAACUAGUUCACUAGGACAUAUUUUCAUGUCAUGAUUAUUUCUGCUUCAGUAUACACUGUAAGCACAGCAGUGAGGUUAAAUAAUAAACACUCAGAAAAUAAGGUAUCCUCCUCUUUUGUUAGUCACAAGGGUAUUCCUUCAACCAGAUGAUACCUUCCAUUUAAAUCAAAAUUUAUUUCUGAAUUUGCUUAUCACUUCUAUUUAGAGGUCAGUCUGUCAAGAGCUACAUCUUAACUCAAUGGACCUCUGGAAAAAUAAGACAAAAUUACACAACUAGUCAUUUCAGAAAGGGGAAAAAAAAAUCAAACUUCUUCCCUGGUAGUUGUAGGGAAAAAAAAGAAGCUUGAUUAAAAUUUCAAUUUGCCAUUUUGAUUUUAGAGACAAUGUGAAAAGAGAUAUAAUCCAUCAAUAACAAGCAGCAGAUUUUUCUAGAUUUUAAGAUUUCCAAUAUCAGGGUGUAUGUUAGAAUCAAGAAUUACAAUUAUAAUUAGUAGUGUUUUUCGCUGUGUCGCCAGAUUGGAGUGCGGUGGCGCAAACUCGGCUCACUGCAACCUCUACCUCCUGGGUUCAAGCGAUUCUCCUGCCUCAGCCUCCCGAGUAGCUGGGACUACAGGCAUGUGCCACCACGCCCAGCUAAUUUUUGUAUUUUUAUUAGAGACGGGGUUUCACCAUGUUGGCCAGGAUAGUCUCGAUCUCUUGACCUCGUGAUCCACCCACCUUGGCCUCCCAGAGUGCUGGGAUUACAGGCAUGAGCCACCGCGCCCGGCCUAUUAGCCAAAAUAUUAAACUGACAUAAUGGCUAUGUAGAAUGCAACUUUCAAGUGGAUGCAUUCCACUGAUAAUAAUAGUAAUAACAACACAUAUAUUCCUUACUAUGACCAGCCACUGUUUUACGAGUUUUACUUAAUUAUCUAAUUUUUUACAAUUACCAUUUUUAGGUAGUUUACUAUUAUUAGCUUCACUGUAAUGGUGAUGGGUGAGGACAAUAAAACACGGAGAAGUGAUCUGGCCAACAACUCACACAUAGACGGCUGAGUUAGAUGUUUCACUUAGGCUUAAAGUUAUUACCUGCUGGUAAGCAAACAAGUGAUAUUUUAAAUGAAGCAUUUUAUGAGCACAUACUACUAGUUUUUAGUAUCUGCCAUAGAAUUGAGAUCUAUUUGCAAACAGCCAUAUUGUUUUCUUAAGACACUACUGCAGGCAGAAUAAUGAUCCCCCAAAGAUGUUUAUCUCCUAAUCUCCGGAAUUCGUGAAUAUAUUAGCUUACAUGGCAAAAGGAUUCUGCUGAUGUGAUCAAGGGCAGACACCUGGAAAUGGGAAGAUGAUCCUGGAUUACUCAGGUGAGCCCUCAGAAUCUUUUCCAGCUGCAAUCAGCAGUAGACUUGAGGAUGGAAGGUUCAGAGAGAUGGCACAUCACUGGCUUUGAAGAUGGAGGAAGGGACCGAAGCCAAGGAAUGUGGACAGAAGCUCGCAAAGGCAAGCUAAGGAUUGUCCUGUGGAGUCACCAGAAAGGGGUGCAGCCCGAGUGACACCCAGGUAGUACUUCUGACCUACAGAACCGCGAGAUAAUAAAUGCAUUGUCUGUCAGAUGAUACAUUUGUGCUGUUUCAAGCUACAAAGUUUGUGCUUAUUGGUUAUUGUGGCAAUAGGGAACGGAUACAGGCCCCGUCAGGUAUUUCACUCAAUCCAUGAAAUACCUUACAGUAUACAAAUUUUAACAUGCGCGGGAGCCACUUACGCAUCCGUCUAUUUGUGCUGCCUGGGAGUGUCAGAGGCCGUGUCCUUCAUUCACCUCGCGCGUGGGCGGCGCUGCCCUUAAGAUGCUCCCGGGCUCAGCGCAGACGGCUCAGCGUUCUCCCGCGUUCAACGAACCGCCAGAAACGUCAGAUGGUACGGAGGAAAACACUUCACACUUUAACAGUAUUUUUACGUUUAUUUGCAGCAAAUGUUGUUGGCUUUGUAUUUAAAGUAUUUAUGAUUCACUAUAAAGUGUAGGAUCCAAGAAAACGCGCUAGUUUCACUUGGCCCCCGUGGGUGUCCCGGGGAGCUCUCCAAGGAAGGACUGGUUCCUGAAGUUCCUGGGGUGCUGCACCACCACGGAAGAACCAAGCUCCACAGAGAAGCCAGAAGCCGCGACCGCGGAGACGCCCUCUGCCAGGCCUCCACCGCCUCAGCUGCCCUUUACAGCCACCGCAUUCUCAAGCCCCCUAGUUAUUUCUAGCUUCGCACAGCGCCCAGCCCACCGAGAGACCUCAAACCUCGCGACACUCGCAACUCCCGCGGCCCUUCCUGCUACAGGCCUCCAAGGGGAGAGACAUUGGGAAGAUUGCUCCGCCCACAGAAAGGAAGAUUUCGUUCUCGCGAGAUCCCAAUGACAAUUCGGGAGCUCGUUCUCGCGGGAUUUUCCAAGACCGGGUUGGAAGUUGCGGGGUUUAGGAGACGGAGGUCAGAGACUAGGAAGAUUUGGGGUUCGCCUUGCCGGCCUCCUGUCCUCCUCCGGCGGCGGCGGAGCCCGAGAAAACUAGGUGAACACCGCUUUGCCAGCCUCAUACAGCGUCCCCUGGCUCUGCCGCCGCUCGAGACGUCGCCCUCCCGUUCUCUUUGGGUCCCCUUAGUCACUACCUUUGCUGGGAUCCCCCUCCUCCAUCCCGUGGCUUCGCGUUGCCGGAGAGCGAUGCUCGGAGGGCGACCGGAAGUGGCGUUGGCCGCCAUUGGCCCGCCUGCCAGCCACCUCGUUGUCCUCCGCCGUCUUCCGGGUGUUACGUGCAGCCGGGCUCGGCCCCUCCCCCUGGCCGGAUGGAUCCGUCGGCUCCACAGCCCCGCGCGGAAACCGCAGGCAAAGACAUAUGGCAUCCAGGAGAAAGAUGUCUUGCCCCUGCCCCAGAUAAUGGAAAACUUUGUGAAGCAAGUAUAAAAUCUAUCACAGUGGAUGAAAAUGGCAAGUCAUUUGCAGUCGUCUUAUAUUCAGAUUUUCAAGAAAGGAAAAUACCUCUUAAACAGCUUCAAGAAGUAAAAUUUGUUAAAGAUUGCCCUAGGAAUCUUAUAUUUGAUGAUGAAGAUUUGGAAAAACCUUAUUUCCCAAACCGAAAAUUUCCAUCAUCAUCUGUUGCUUUUAAAUUAUCUGACGAUGGAGACUCUAUUCCUUAUACCAUCAAUAGGUAUUUGAGAAACUACCAAAGAGAAGGAACCCGGUUUCUUUAUGAACACUACAUCCAUGGAGGAGGGUGCAUUCUGGGUGAUGACAUGGGACUUGGAAAAACAGUACAGGUUAUUUCAUUUCUGGCUGCAGUUUUGCAUAAAAAGGGAACUCGUGAGGAUAUUGAAAAUAACAUGCCAGAGUUUUUACUAAGAAGUAUGAAAAAGGAACCCCUUUGUUCUACAGCAAAAAAGAUGUUCUUAAUAGUUGCUCCUCUUUCUGUCCUCUACAACUGGAAAGAUGAAUUGGACACCUGGGGAUAUUUCAGAGUCACUGUUUUACAUGGAAACAGAAAAGAUAAUGAAUUAAUUCGUGUAAAGCAGAGGAAAUGUGAAAUUGCUCUAACAACUUAUGAAACACUGCGCUUAUGCCUGGAUGAACUUAACAGUUUGCAGUGGUCAGCUGUCAUUGUAGAUGAAGCUCAUAGAAUCAAGAAUCCAAAAGCUAGAGUAACAGAAGUUAUGAAAGCUUUGAAAUGUAAUGUCCGCAUUGGCCUCACUGGAACCAUCCUUCAGAACAACAUGAAGGAACUGUGGUGUGUUAUGGACUGGGCUGUGCCAGGCCUUUUAGGGAGCAGGACCUACUUCAAGAAGCAGUUUUCUGACCCAGUAGAGCAUGGUCAGAGACACACGGCAACAAAGAGAGAACUAGCCACUGGCCGAAAGGCCAUGCAAAGACUUGCCAAAAAGAUGUCUGGCUGGUUUCUCAGGCGCACCAAGACUCUUAUCAAGGAUCAGUUGCCUAAGAAGGAAGACCGGAUGGUGUAUUGUUCUUUGACAGAUUUCCAGAAAGCUGUCUAUCAAACAGUGUUAGAAACAGAGGACGUGACUUUGAUACUUCAGUCUUCUGAGCCUUGUACCUGUAGGAGUGGCCGAAAAAGGAGAAAUUGUUGUUAUAAGACCAAUUCUCAUGGUGAAACAGUGAAAACCUUGUAUCUCAGUUACCUUGCAGUUCUUCAGAAGAUAGCUAACCAUGUCGCGCUACUGCAAGCUGCUAGUACUUCCAAACAACAGGAAACACUUAUCAAAAGGAUAUGUGAUCAAGUAUUUUCCAGAUUCCCAGAUUUUGUGCAGAAAAGCAAAGAUGCAGCCUUUGAAACACUUUCUGACCCUAAAUACAGUGGAAAAAUGAAGGUCCUUCAGCAGCUUUUAAAUCAUUGCAGGAAAAACAGAGAUAAAGUUCUUCUCUUUUCUUUUUCCACCAAGUUGCUUGAUGUGCUACAGCAGUACUGUAUGGCGUCUGGGCUUGAUUACCGACGACUUGAUGGAAGUACAAAAUCAGAGGAAAGACUCAAGAUUGUAAAAGAGUUCAACAGUACACAAGAUGUUAACAUUUGCCUUGUCUCUACAAUGGCUGGUGGACUAGGCCUCAAUUUUGUCGGUGCCAAUGUUGUUGUAUUAUUUGAUCCUACUUGGAAUCCAGCCAAUGAUCUUCAAGCCAUUGACAGAGCAUAUAGGAUUGGACAGUGUAGAGAUGUCAAAGUGCUUAGACUGAUAUCCUUGGGAACUGUGGAGGAAAUCAUGUAUUUACGACAGAUAUACAAGCAGCAACUUCACUGUGUGGUGGUUGGAAGUGAAAAUGCCAAACGAUAUUUUGAAGCAGUUCAAGGAUCUAAAGAGCAUCAAGGAGAGCUUUUUGGGAUCCAUAACCUCUUCAAAUUUAGGUCCCAAGGGUCUUGUCUUACGAAGGACAUCCUGGAGAGAGAAGGCCAAGUGGAAGCAGGGGUCAUGACAGCCACAACAUGGUUGAAAGAGGGACCUCCAGCACACAAACUAGAAAUGCCUAGAGAGCCUGACUGUCAGGAAUGCAGAGGUCCAGAACAAGCUGCAGAGCCACUGGCAAAGGAAGCAUGUGAUCUCUGCAGCGACUUCAGUGAUGAAGAGCCAGUGGGAGCCACAGGAGUAAAGACUGCCAAAAACAAAGCACCCGAUUCAAGUAAAGCUUCCAGCUCUCCAGGACAGCUUACCUUACUCCAGUGUGGUUUCUCGAAAUUGCUUGAAACAAAAUGUAAAGCAGUUGAGGAUAGUGAUGGAAAUACUGCCUCUGAUGAUGAAAGUUCUGAUGAGCAGCCCACAUGCCUUUCAACAGAAGCCAAAGAUGCUGGUUGUGAGAAAAAUCAGGACUCUCUUGGUACUUCAAAACAUCAGAAAUUAGAUAACAUCCUAAAUCCAAAAGAAAAGCAUGUUUUUUAUAAAAGUGAGAAGAUUUUAGAACAGAAUAUUUCUUCCAAGUCUGAUGAGAAAAAAAUUAAAAAUACAGAUAAACAUUGCAUUUUACAGAAUGUCACAGAAUCAGAAGAUGGUGAUGUCAUCUGUCCUGCACAAUACACAACUGAGAGAUUCCCCGACAAUAGUAUAAGGUUUAAGCCACCCUUGGAGGGAUCUGAGGAUUCUGAAACAGAACACUCUGUAAAAACAAGAAAUAAUGAUAAUGAUCGAAACACUGAUGACAAAAGAAAUGGAAUAAUUUCAAAAAAGUUAAGUCCUGAGAACACAACCCUGAAAUCUAUUGUGAAAAGAAAAGGCACCAGUGAUAUCAGUGAUGAAUCUGAUGACAUUGAAAUUUCUUCCAAGUCAAGAGUAAGAAAGAGAGCUAGUUCAUUGAGGUUUAAGAGAAUAAAAGAAACCAAAAAAGAACUUCACAAUUCUCCCAAAACAAUGAACAAAACAAACCAAGUGUAUGCAGCAAAUGAGGAUCAUAACUCUCAGUUUAUUGAUGAUUAUUCAUCCUCAGAUGAGAGUUUAUCCGUCAGCCACUUCAGUUUCUCUAAACAGAGCCACAGAUCAAGAACUAUAAGAGACAGAACCAGUUUUUCUUCAAAAUUGCCUAGCCAUAAUAAGAAAAAUAGCACUUUUAUUCCAAGAAAACCAAUGAAAUGUUCAAAUGAGAAAGUUGUCAAUCAAGAGCAGUCGUAUGAAUCAAUGGAUAAAUUUUUAGAUGGCGUUCAGGAAGUGGCUUAUAUUCACUCAAACCAGAAUGUGAUUGGAUCGAGCAAAGCUGAAAAUCACAUGAGCCGAUGGGCAGCACAUGACGUAUUUGAGUUGAAGCAGUUUUCUCAGCUGCCUGCUAACAUAGCUGUUUGCAGUUCUAAGACAUACAAAGAAAAAGUGGAUGCAGAUACAUUGCCACACACAAAGAAAGGCCAGCAACCGAGUGAAGGCAGCAUUUCACUUCCUCUUUACAUUUCAAAUCCUGUAAACCAGAAGAAGAAAAAAGUCUACCAUACAAACCAGACCACCUUCAUAAUUGGAGAAACACCGAAAGGAAUCCGCAGAAAACAAUUUGAAGAAAUGGCCUCUUAUUUUAACUCGUCUUCUGUAAACGAAUUUGCUAAACAUAUAACCAAUGCCACAUCAGAAGAACGACAGAAAAUGCUAAGAGACUUUUAUGCUUCUCAAUAUCCAGAGGUAAAAGAAUUUUUUGUGGAUUCUGUGUCAGAAUUCAACAAUUCUUCCUUUGAGAAAGGAGAGCAGUGCACCAGGAAGAAAUCUGAAAAAAGAGAAUCUCUUAUAAAAGCAAGGCUGUCAGAUUCUGAAACCUUGUCAUUUAAAGAUUCUUCCAACAAAAUUUCUCAAGUUUGCAGCCUAAAAACGUAUCAAAGAAAAUCAGGUAAGUUUCAGAAUCAUAGUUCCUGUAGAGAAGAGGUGUUUUUUAUUGAUGCAGAAACUAAGAAAUCACCUGUUAGUUCUACUCAAGAGAUUGAUAGUGGGAAAAACAGCCAAGCAUCUGAAGAUACUGUGACAUCCCAUUCUCUGAACAGUGAGUCUGAAACACGUGAGAGAAGGUUAGAAAAUACCAUGAAAGACCAACAGGACCUCACAAGAAUGGGCAUUUCAAGAAAAGAACCCCUUCUCAAAUUGGAAAACGAAAAGAUAGAAAAUCCAGUGCUGGAAAAUACUUCUGUGAUAAGCUUACUUGGUGAUACCUCUAUUCUUGAUGACCUUUUUAAAAGUCAUGGGAACAGUCCCACACAACUGCCAAAGAAAGUUCUUUCAGGGCCCAUGGAAAAAGCAAAACAGAGACCAAAAGAUUUCUGGGACAUCUUGAAUGAGCAGAAUGAGGAGAGUCUUAGUAAACUCACAGACUUGGCAGUAAUAGAGACUCUGUGUGAAAAAGCACCUCUAGCAGCACCCUCCAAAAGGAGAGAAGAGCCAGCAACUUCUCUUUGGAAAUCAAAUGAGAAAUUUUUAUGGAAGAAAUUUAGCCUAAGUGAUACAGAUGAAAACGCAACCAAUACACAGAGUACCACAUAAGCAUAUAAAUGAAUUACUGCACCAGUGAACUGCUGCCAUCACUGUUUACGGCACUGGAUUCCACACUGAUUCUAUUAUCUUGAACCCAGUUGUUGACAUAUAUUUUUAUUAAAUUACUGCUUUAGGAUUUUUUGAAGUCUAAAGUAUUAUCAUGGAUCUGUUUUUCUUGAUAUUUGAUUUGAUCUUUCAAGAAUAUGAUUGUAUUUAUAGUAUAAACCUCUGUUAUGAAUUAGAAAAGAUUCUAGGUUUGUUAGUAGGAGACGUGGGACAUCUUUCUUACUGUAUUACAUAAUGAUGCGACACUUGCCCUGGUGAGCAUUGUUUCCCAGUAUGAAAGAUGAAGGGUCUGAACCAAAUCAGCAUGAGUGUCCUUCCAGUUUAAAAAAGCUUUGCUUCGCUCUCCUAAUGGCUCAUAGGCUGAAUCAUGUCUGCCCCUCAGAUCAGGUGUACACCAAUGUGUUUUUUACUAGCACUUGGGAAAGUUAUUAAGUAUUUUCUUUUUCGCUGGGCAUCAUGUUCUAUUAUUAUUUUAGAAAAAAGUCAUAACUAGUACUGAAUAUAUGGUAUAUAUAAUAUUAAAAUGAUAAUUUUGCAACAGCUCAAAAUUAAAAGGUUAAUGUUACACACUUUCCUAUAUGAGCUGUGAUUACUACCAUUAGCUACAGACACCAGUGCCUCAACUUUUUGUGUACCUAUUGUGAUUUAAUGUAAAUAAAGAUUUGUAUAGUACUUUUGUAGUUCUUAAGUAUGAAGAAAUGGGUAAACUUUUUAUUCUGUUAGAAACUGUUAUAUUUUGAGUGUAAUUUUUAUGGUUUAUAACAAAAUGAAUGUGCUUAUUGUUGAAUGCAUGUAUUUAGAAGCCUUUACUCAGCCCCUGUGUUCUGUGCUAGGAGCUUGAGCUCUACAGGUAAGGCAGAGCUACAGGUGAAUGAAAGGAAAUCAUGUCAGUGAAAAAUCAUGGUGGAAAGCCCCUGGCAUCACAUGUGCAUGCUGUAGGCAGGACCUGAGCUGCCUCCACUGCAGGUUCAGAUGCACUGCUACAGCUGUCCUUCAGUUAGUUCACAGGGCUGCAAGAGGAGGACACAUCCCUCCAGAAAACAGCCUGAGCCAGGAACUGGCUGUGCUAAAGAGCACUGCUAUCGAGUUGAGGAGAGAGGGCUUCCGUGUACCCAGGAUGUGGAGUCAUUGCUCAGAAGGGAACAAAAAAUCAAAAACAAAAGUCUUCUCAAGGGACUGAUCAGCCAAGUAUGCUUUUCUUUAGAGCAAUGUUUUGCCCUAGAGAAUUGUAAAAUAUAUUUUAUGUCAUGACUCAGUACAUAUGUGUUUGUACAUAUAUGAUUGGAAUAAAAUGUUUAUGAAAUAUUUACUCA
Pongo pygmaeus (Bornean orangutan) is the source of this 10855-nucleotide messenger RNA. RefSeq names its product ERCC excision repair 6 like 2 (gene ERCC6L2). Gene Ontology annotation, molecular function: ATP binding. Bases 4833 to 9485 code for a protein of 1550 amino acids. The record is from RefSeq and is a predicted model, not a curated record. Lineage: Eukaryota; Metazoa; Chordata; Mammalia; Primates; Hominidae. The transcript has 19 exons.